CGCCGAGCGAAGCGCUGCACCUGAUCGCGCUUCGCCGAGAAGGAGAAAGAAAGAGGGAGAGAGAGCGAGACAGAGAAAGCGAGACACCGGCUGGGUUGGGCUGGGCUGGGCUGAGCUGCGGAGAGACAAAAGAAGAGCCAGGCAGCCCCCUCGAGGUUCCCGCGGCUGCCAUCACUCCGAUUGCUCGCCGCACCCCUCGUUGGCGGACACUUGCUGCUGCUGGGGAAGGAGCGGGGAGGCUGUAACUGAAGGCAAACCCCCUCCCCCCAAAAAGCCCCUCAAACCACCCCCUUCACUCCAUGGCCGAGCAGCCCUGAGGCGUGCGGCGGCGGCGCCUGGAGCUGGAGCCCCAAAGAGAAGCGCGCGAGCCCCCGCAGCCGCCCCCGCGGGCGCUUUCUCUGGAUCUUCCGCGGGAUUCUCGCCUCGGCGGCCGGGCGGCGCACGAUGCGCCCUGCUGCACUCUUCUGAUCGCCAGCCCCACCGCGAUGAUUUCUCCGGAUCAGCAGCAGCAGCAGCAGCAGCCCAACCAUGUCGUGGCGACCAUUGAAAAUCUGCCUCCCGAGGGCAUCGGCGGCGGUGGCGGCGGCCGGAGCUGCAUCUCCGCCCCGCCUUCCUCCAGUGUGCGCCAGAAGAUCCGUAAAGUGUUUAACAGGGAGCUCCUGUUAUCUGUUGCUUUGGGGCAAGUCUUAUCCCUGCUGAUCUGUGGUAUUAGCCUAACCAGCAAGUAUUUGUCAGAUGACUUUCAUGCCAACACACCUGUCUUUCAGAGCUUUCUGAACUACAUUCUCCUAUUUUUGGUCUACACCACAACAUUAGCUGUUAGACAAGGUGAAGAAAAUUUAUUGGCAAUCUUAAAACGAAGAUGGUGGAAGUACAUGAUCCUUGGAAUAAUAGAUAUAGAAGCAAAUUACCUGGUAGUUAAAGCUUAUCAAUAUACCACUUUUACUAGUGUACAGCUCCUAGAUUGUUUUGUGAUUCCAGUGGUGAUCUUACUUUCUUGGUUCUUCCUCCUGGUGCGAUACAAAGCAGUGCACUUCAUCGGGAUUGUGGUGUGCAUUCUGGGCAUGGGCUGCAUGGCAGGAGCAGAUGUUCUUGUUGGAAGACAGCAAGGAGCAGGAGAAAAUAAACUUAUAGGUGAUCUUCUAGUACUAGGUGGGGCCACUCUCUAUGGCAUUUCCAAUGUCUGUGAGGAGUACAUCGUACGGAAUCUGAGUAGAGUGGAGUUCCUAGGGAUGAUUGGACUCUUUGGUUCCUUCUUCAGUGGAAUUCAGCUUGCCAUAAUGGAACACAAAGAAUUGUUAAAAGUGCCCUGGGACUGGCAAAUAGGAUUACUGUAUGUUGGCUUUAGUGCCUGCAUGUUUGGCCUCUAUAGCUUCAUGCCUGUGGUGAUUAAGAAAACGAGCGCUACAGCAGUCAACCUCUCCCUCCUUACAGCAGAUUUAUACAGCCUUUUCUGCGGAUUCUUUCUCUUCUACUACAAGUUUUCAGGACUUUAUCUGCUGUCAUUCUUCACAAUCCUUGUUGGCCUUUUGCUGUACUCCUCUACAUCCACAUACAUAGCCCAAGAUCCACGGGUGUACAAGCAGUUCCGAAAUCCUUCAGGACCUGUUGUAGACUUGCCAGCCACUGGACAGCUAGAACCUUCAGUAACAUACACCAGCCUCGGCCAAGAAACGGAAGAAGAAUCUCAUGUCCGUGUUGCCUAA
Messenger RNA from Thamnophis elegans (Western terrestrial garter snake), 1706 nucleotides. It is a transcript of the gene SLC35F1, whose product is annotated as solute carrier family 35 member F1. Gene Ontology annotation, biological process: transmembrane transport. NCBI's taxonomy places the organism in Eukaryota, Metazoa, Chordata, Lepidosauria, Squamata, Natricidae. The record is from RefSeq and is a predicted model, not a curated record. Gene Ontology annotation, cellular component: membrane. The transcript has 8 exons. Gene Ontology annotation, molecular function: transmembrane transporter activity. Bases 486 to 1706 code for a protein of 406 amino acids.